Molecule: messenger RNA, 3458 nt
Organism: Ostrea edulis (European flat oyster)
Lineage: Eukaryota; Metazoa; Mollusca; Bivalvia; Ostreida; Ostreidae
Product: brain tumor protein-like
Exons: 2
Coding region: 1125-1913 (262 amino acids)
Molecular function (GO): protein binding
Source: RefSeq, a predicted model, not a curated record
GUGCAAAGAAGGUAAUAUCUUAGCAUGAACAGGAAUUUGACAGAGGUAGUAGAUGUUUAAAUUCCUUUAUCAUGUGUAUCAACACUGCUCUUAUACUCUAACUGCACAAGAAAGAAAAACAUACAUCACGUGACCCAAGAACGGAUUGGUUUGAACCAGGAAAUAUAAAACACUAAACCAAAAGUACUUUCCUGACUGUAUGAUAUUUGGGUGGGGUGAUGGAUUGGUCAAUGACUGAAAGUAAAAGGUCUUGAGGAAAGACAAUGGCCACGCCCACCACCUGGGCACAAGAGGUCAUCAUCUGUGACCUUUGUGAUAACCCCACCCAGCAAUUCUGUAACAACUGUCAGGUCAGUCUGUGUGUGACGUGCGUCAGCAAACAUGUGGACAAGUUUAAGUACCAACCACAUGACAUCGUGCAUUUCAAGGACAGAAAAAUGGCUUUUCCUGAGUGUGCCACUCACCUCAAACAAAGAUGUGAGGCUCACUGCAAACAAUGUGAGGUUCCAGUUUGCAUGAAAUGCAUGCUUGGUCUCCACAAAGGUCAUGAUGCUGUUGAAUUAUCCGAAAUUAUUGAGAGUAAGAAAAAAGAAAUUGAGAAAGAAACCCAAGAAAUUGAAUAUGUUAUCAUUCCUAGGUACAGGGAGAAAAGCGAAAUUACAGACGACAAAUUAUCUAUUACAAUUGGUAAAUUUGAUGAGCUGGAAAAAGAGACAGGAAAGAACAGAAAAUUUUGACACCAAGAAGUAGACACCAUCUUCAAUAAGUUUGACUCUAUGAUGAAAUUCAUUAAAGAAAAUAAUCUGGCUGCUUUAAAAUCCCACCAUUCAAAGCUUAGCAAUCUUAUUCAAGAAAUGACUGAAACAGUUAAAAAAAACAGAAAAAUCAUUCGGUCUACCACAAUGUCAGAUGUCACCAACUACAAAUCAAAACUUGGGCAUUAUAGGAACAUGCCUACUGAUAUUGAUGUCAAAAUCCCAGCACUAAAAACAAACACAGUUCAGGGUAAAGAACUCCGAAUAGAAUGAGGAGAACAUCAGGCCCUGCUGACUCAGGGAGCACUCUCUAGUCUGACAGAUAAAGUCUCCAACUUAUCGCUGAGUAAGCUAUUAGACAAAGCCAAGAUGAUUGCUACCAUUGCAGGUGAAGUUAACCCUCUAUACAGUGUUGCCUGUGUGGGAGUGGAUGAAGCUUGGGUUAGUGGUAAAGAUAAAACCAUAAGACGUGUUGACAUACACGGGUCUGUACGGGACACUGUCACAUGUCAAGUUAGCCCUAAUGACAUUACCAUCACCAGUCAGGGAGAACUGGUAUACAGUGAUGGUCCCAAUAGAACUGUGAACAUUGUCAGACACGGGAGAACAGAGACACUGAUCACCAUACCGAAGGGUUGGAGUCCAAUGGGAUUAUGCUGUACCAGAUCAGGGGACAUCCUGGUCAGUAUGAGUACUUCUGGCUUUACUAGCCGAUAUAAAAUUGUCCGAUAUGAUAAACACAUUAUGAAACAGGAAAUAGAGAGAGAUGACCAUGGACAACCGAUUUAUAAAGGAGGGAGAAAUAUACUGUGGGUGGUAGAGAACAACAAUGGAGACAUUUGUGCCUCUGAUAAUAAUGCUAAGGCCGUGGUCGUGGUGGACAAGUCAGGAAGAGUCCGAUUCCGAUAUGACGGUACACCAGCCAGGAAGAAAACAUUUAAUCCUGAACAUUUAGUGAUAAACUCAAUCAGUCAGAUCAUUGUGACUGAUAACAACAAUGCCUGUCUACACAUCCUGGAUCAGAACGGACAGUUCCUGAGAUGUGUGGAGAACUGUGGUCUAGAUGAACCUUGUGGAUUGAGUGUGGACAGUGAGGGAAGGUUGUGGGUAGGAUUACUUAAUACAGGAAAAGUGAAAGUGAUUCAGUACAUGAAAUAAACUCAGAACACGAUGUAUAGAUAACAGAGAAUCGGGGUCGGGAGGCACCUUUUGUAUAUACCAAGCACCCAUAAAAAAAAUUACCCCAUGACCCAUCAAAUUGAUAAACUCAUUUUACAAUGACCCAUCUAAUAAUAAAAAAAAAAAACUAACCAGACCCACCACAAAAAUAUUUUUAAAAAUGAAAACGGUACAAAUCUCGCGAGGUUUUCGGGACAAACAUUCUAGUCAAUGACGCGGUAAUGCCUGUGCGACAUUGUAUCACAGUAGUUCUGAAGAAACGAUGUCACAUCGACAAUCAAAGGCAUCUAUGGCGGGAAUGUUGGAAAGAUUGGGAGUCCAAACGAUGCUAUUAUCAUGAAAUGGGUAUGGAUAUGUUUUUCCACGAAUCGUUCGUCUUCUAAUGUAGCCCGCGCCCGGAGGCAUCUAUAUCACCAUCACACUGACUGAUAAAUAUAACGCAUCGGUACCCUCGUAUAAAUCAACUAAGGUUUGUCUAUUUUUAUUAGAAAACGGAAUACCUAUUGGUUUCAAAAUAUGCCAAAAUCGAUGCACUGUAAACUGUAAUAUUCUACAGAACAGAGUUCGCCGCCAUCACGUCCAAAGGGACCCUAUUAAACGCGCCUCUAAUUUGAAGAGUGCCGUAAUGGAAAGUUAUGCGCUGCAAAGAGCGACAACUCGAAUAGUUCUAUGUUACUUCCGAUUUCCGAUUUCGAAAACACGUUUUCAAUUUUCCCUCCGACGUUUUGUAACCAAGAGCGACAAUAAAAAUAUUCUGAAAACUCAACACCCACGUGGCACAAAAUAAAACAAUAGAAACUACCCACUACCCAUAAUAAAUAUUUUUUUAACAGUCCAACCACGGACCAAAUAAAAUAUGAAAAAAUACGACCACCCACACAAAAAAAUUUCAUUUGCCGCCCGAUCCCCCCAUUUGAUCAUUUCUGGAACAGCCCUUAUUUAAUUUGUCUGUACAUCCUACACACUAUUUCAUUUAAAUUUGUCUGUACACACUGCACACUAUUUCAUUUAAAUUUGUCUGUACAUCUACACACUAUUUCAUGUUAUUUAAUUUGUCUGCACACCUUGCUCACUAUUUCAUCUUUCAGUUAUGGUGGUGUAAGUUUGAUGAUUCAUCAUGUGAGCUGUAUCAGUAUUUUUUCUAGCUUGAUCAGAAUGCGUAAUGACAAUAAAUAGUCUUUGUUGGCUAAAUAAAAGUUUACUUAUGUUCACAUCAUCCCACAGCGAAAUGCCAACAUCACAGUGCACAACAACACAUGUGUAACUAUUAAAUGUUUUCACAAAUAUUUCUCCACAGAUUGUUUAUCAUUUCAACAUCACUUGACUUAACAUUAUUUAGAAGUUUACAAUACACAUGUUCAUUGUCAUUCAUUUUACAAGAUAGGCAGUCUUGAUUUAUGAUCUCCACACAUACAAUUCAAAACACUUAUAAGUCCUAUAAGUUUGCAUCCAAGAAUUCAAACUCGUUCAACAUGUUCAUAUCCCAGAAUUCAUAACGUUCACAUCCCAGAAUUCACAGCACCA